Molecule: messenger RNA, 2385 nt
Organism: Suillus fuscotomentosus
Lineage: Eukaryota; Fungi; Basidiomycota; Agaricomycetes; Boletales; Suillaceae
Product: SPOC like C-terminal domain-containing protein
Exons: 11
Coding region: 1-2385 (794 amino acids)
Biological process (GO): cellular response to gamma radiation; telomere maintenance; DNA recombination
Cellular component (GO): nucleus; Ku70:Ku80 complex
Molecular function (GO): damaged DNA binding; double-stranded DNA binding; telomeric repeat DNA binding
Source: RefSeq, a predicted model, not a curated record
AUGGGUGCAACAAGAUCCGUAGAAUUACCCCCUACGCCCAACGGGGAGCAACGCACCACAGAGAUGACCAAUCUUGAAUGGUCAUUGCAAUUCGUAAAGCUCAAGAUCCAAGAAAUGAUUUUCAAUGGCCGUAAAACGGACCAAUGCGGCGUCAUCCUAUUUGGCUCCGAAGAGACGGAAAACAUCAUUCACGAAAAAAACGGCGGAUACCAACACGUAUCAGAAUACAUCCCCAUCGCUCAGCCCAACUCAGCCACCCUUGCCAAGCUUGACGCCCUCCAGCCUUCAGAAUACUCAGGAGAUCCUAUCGAUGCUCUCAUCGUCGGUAUCGAAACACAAGAUAUUUACCUCAACAAGAAGCGCACAUGGACGCGUAAAAUCGUCAUCGUGACAGAUGGCCAGAGUCCCAUGGAAAUCGAGGACUGGGAGGCGACUGUCAAGAAAAUGAACUCUCUUGAAAUCUCUCUCACUAUCAUCGGUAUCGACUUUGAUGAUGACGAAUUCCCUUUCUACGAGGAGGACAAGUCUACCAUAAAGGUUGAAAACGAAGCAUUUUACCACAAGCUCACCUCAGCCCUUGACAAUGGCCUUGUUGGAACAUGUAUCUUUGCUCUCCAAGAAAUCUCCAGACCAGACAUGAAGGAAACCAAAUCUGCACUUAUGGGCACCGUUCUCCGCCUCGGCGAUGUCGACGUGCGACCCGAGGAGGCCAUCGAAAUUCUCGUCAAAGCCAGUAAAUGUACAGCCCUCGCACGCCCCAAGAGCUGGAAGAAAUUCUGCCGACGCGAAAAAACUGAUGAUGAAAUGCAAGUCGAUGAGGAAGAAAUGACGGUGUUUGCGCAGCUGAAGAUGCGCAGCGAGUACUACAUCGAUCGGUCAACUCAGGAGGGAGAAGAACAGGAUAAGAUGGAUACAGGCAGUGAUGACGAGGAAGAUAAGGACAAGAACCUUGAAAAGGUGGAGAAGGAACAGCUUAUCAGGGGCUUCAAAUACGGCUCCACGUACGCCCCGUGCCCUGAUGGACAGUUCCGGCGCUUGAAUACAAGAAAGGGCAUCGAUAUUUGCGGAUUUUUCCAUGCAAAGAACUUCCGCCGGGAGCUGGCGAUGGGUGAAGUUCAAUAUAUAUGGGCAGACCCCGGUGCACCACAACAGCAGGUCGCGCUCUCGUCCAUCGUACAAGCCAUGUUUGAGAAAGGUGUCCUCGCUAUUGCGCGCUGGGUCUCUAAGGAUGGCAUGGACCCUAAGAUGGGUGUUUUAGAGGCACAUGUUGAUACAAACAUCGAUUAUCUGCUGUGGGUGCAAAUGCCCUUCGCAGACGACGCCCGGAAAUACACCUUCGCCUCCCUCGAAAACCUUGUAUCAAAAAACGGCGAAUCAGUCACAAAGCACCCUUACCUACCCACAGAAGAUCAACUCGAAGUCAUGGGCAAGUUUAUCGACUCCAUGGAUAUCAUGGAUUCAGGGGAGAAAGACGAUAAAGGGAAACCAGUUCCAUGGUAUGACACCCGAAAGUCCUAUAACCCCGCUAUCCAUCGCACGAAACAGGCGCUCUUUCACAGUGCAGUUGUGAAUGAUAUCACCAGUAACCCCCUUCCACCACCCCAUCCAGAACUCCUCAAAUACAUCAACCCUCUUCGGCAGGCCCUCGAAGCUAGCAAAGAUGUAAUCGCAGAAUGCAAGGCAGUGUUCAAAGUCAAGGAAGUACCUAAGAAAGCCACAAAAGUCCGCAAAGAUGGCCACGUCCGCGCCGUGGACGAAGACGAAGACAUGCUUCUCCUCGACAAAAAACCUGCCGCAUUGCGCAAAGGAAAAGAACCUGCCGCGUCUCAAGUACCCGUCUCCCCAAAACCCGCUCGCCCAGCCAAGAAAUCCGCCGCUUCAGACUCUGAGACGGAAGAAGAAUCAGAUCAGGAACCACUCCUGCUCACAAAGCGGCCCUUCAACGCGCUGCCCACCCCGGAACGCUCUAUGUCGCCUGAUGUGGACCCCGGUCGUGCGCCGGGCCGUAUCAUCGGCUCGACGUAUCCUCUGCGCGAUUUCAAAACAAACCUUGCACAAGGGGACGUGGUGACGAAGGCUGUGGAAGAUAUCGGCGUCAUCAUCAAAGAGGUGGUGUUGAGGCCGUUUGCGUCGAGGCGGCAUAAGGAGAUGAUUGAGUGUAUGAUCGCUAUGCGGGAUACAUCUUUGAAGGAGGAUGAGAUUGAUGCGUGGAAUGCUUUCCUGAAGGACCUGAAGGAAUCGUGUCUCAGGGAGGCUGGAAACUCCGAGCUCUGGCAGGAGGUGCAAAAGCUUGGCCGCAGCCUCAGUCUCAUCAGUGAGCCCGAGGCAAGGAAACUAGGGGGUCAUUCUCAGUUUUCCGAAUCUGCAUCUGAAGCAGUAAGUUGA